This is a messenger RNA of Prunus avium (sweet cherry), 4486 nucleotides long. NCBI's taxonomy places the organism in Eukaryota, Viridiplantae, Streptophyta, Magnoliopsida, Rosales, Rosaceae. The record is from RefSeq and is a predicted model, not a curated record.
CCCUUAAUAUUUGCAUUCCGCCUCGCACUCGGUCUCUCUGUCUCUCUCACUCUCAACCUCGUCUCCCCGAAUCCGCGGCCAACUUCUUCCUGAUUUCUCUAUCGCUCUCUGUCAGUCGCACGUGCUCUCACUCAGUCGCUCCCGCUCUCACAGUCGACUCGCUCUUUGAGUGUCGCUCCCGCUCUCAGUCUCCCUUUCUCGAUUUUUCUGUCUCCUUGAGACACAAAUUCCUCUCCGCUGAGCUGGGAUUUUGGGUUUCGUAGGAAUCUAAGGGAGGAAGAAAUUGAAGAAUUGUCCACGCUGUUCUUAAGGUUGGAACACGUGGUGCUGGUUCAGAACAGAAGUGACACUAGAGCAUGGAAGUUGGAGUCCUCAUGAGAAUUCUCCUGUAAGUCAUUCUCUAGGCAUCUGAUGGGUAACCCCCAACCAACUCCCUACUCUCCCUCCUUUGUAAUAUGGAAAGGUAAAGCCCCUCAUAAGGUUAGAUUAUUAGCUUGGCUAAUCAAACAAGGCAGAGUCAACACUUGCGACUUGGUUCAAAGGAAAAGACUUGGCUGGUACUUUUCCCCUAACUGGUGUGUCAUGUGCAAAAAAAAUAGUGAAACCGUAGAUCAUCUGUUCUUGUUAUGUCCUAUUGCCGCUUCCCUGUGGGCUAAGCUAUUUCAGGAGGCAGGGCUAACGUGGGGCAACUACGCAACUUGUAAUGCAGUGCUGGAAGCAAGACUGAACUUUUUUGGCAGUAAGAGGAAGGGAUCAGUGGUGGGAAAUUGUGCCAUGAUGGCAAUAUUUUGGGUAAUUUUGGGCAAAGGAAUAGGAGGAUUUUUUAGGAUAUGGCUGGAGAUGAGAUAGAGCAGCUUUGGGAUCGUAUCCGAUUCUGGACUUCAUUUUGGGUUUCUGUUUCAGCAGAGUUUAGGGAGAUUAGUUUUCAGCUCAUCCAUCUAGACUGGAAAGCAGUAGUCUUGUAGUGCAGAGGGUUACCCCUCUAAUUGUUUGUUUGAGCUGAAAUGGAAAGGAACUCAGCAGCAUGUGUGAUGGAAUGGAGCAUAGAGCUAGAAAAGGCCCUGCGCUCCAAGAAACCAGGUCGAUCGCUCGAAGGCAUUUCAGAAAUCAGUCCAAGACUUCAACAGUUAAGUGAAGAACCAGACCCUUCUGCAGCUGUCUACCACUUGUUCGACCUAAUUCCUGGGGAGGACAAGAUCUUCUCCAAUGCCAUCAUUCUUCGUCUUGCCAAUGCCUUCGAAUUUGGAGACAAGCACACAAGGGUCUGUAUUGUCAAGGCCUUUCUGUUUGAGUACAGGAAGAGGAACAAACGGAAAGAGUACAAAGGAGUUUUGUGCGAAACUCGGGUUCAUAUGCAGGCAGAAUUGCUGAGGAGAGUUAAGGUUGUGUUUGACAAUGAGGAUGUUGAAGAUCGGGCUUUGGCUUUGGGUCUGUUUGGCUGUUGGGCACAUUUUGCUAAACCGACUGCGAGUAUGCAAUACUUGGUGCUUUCUAGUAUGGUUUGUUCUCAUGUCUUGGAGGUACAAGCAGCGUUAUUUGCAGCAGGAUGUUUUGUUGAGUUAUCAGACGACUUUGCAUGUGUUGUCUUGGAGAUGCUGCUUCAUAUGAUGAGCUCACCAGAAACGUUGCCUGCUAUAAGGUUGGCCGGAGCACGAUUAUUUGCCAAACUUGGGUGCUCCCAGUCUCUUGCAAAUAAUGCUUACAAGGCAAGUCUAAAAUUGCUGUUGGAGUUCUCAGAUGAGUAUUACCAGGUUGCGAUGCUGGUUUCCCUCUCAAAACUUGCUUCCAAGUCAACCAUUCUUAUAUCUCAGCAGGUGGACCUGCUUCUCUUGUUUCUUAGCCAUUAAAAAACUCUUCAUCUGCGAGCAACAGCAGUUAGAUGCCUACAUUUUAUUUUCAGUCAAGGAAUGUGUCAUGUUCCUGUAAAUGGAUAUCUUGUGAAAACAUUGUUAAGCAUACUAGAUGAACCUCAAAUUCCAACAUCCAUGCUAUGUGAAGUUCUUCAGACGUUACAUAAGAUGAUUUUAUUUAUGCCACCCAAUCUACCUACUGAUGUCCUUGAAUCUUCGAAGCUUUUAAGCAUUGCUGAGAAUGCAUCCCAAUCUCCUAUCAUGAUCGAGAGCCUGUUGGCUAUUUCUGUUUUAGUAGAUAUGUCAAGAAGACUAAAAGGAAGUACAGGGAUGGGAUCUCUUGUGCGUUGUUCCUCUCUUCAACCAUCUCAGGUGAUUUUGCUUAUCAUAGAUCAGAUCGCCAUAUUGGUGAAGCCAAUUUGGAUCUUUGUCAGGCUGACAGUGUUGAGUUUCAACAAGUUAACUGCCUGUUCAAUCUUCUUUUCCUUGUAAUCCGAGAAUAUCCGGAUUUACAUGUCUUAGUGCUGGAUCAAAUAUCUGUUUUAGUGAAGUCUCUGUUAUAUAAGGAUGACAAUCUCGUUGCGACAAUAGAAACAGAUGCGAUUGUUCAUCAUAGUGUAGACUUGAAAGGAGAGGAGUAGAAUUGUCAGAUCAAAGCUUCUAUUUAAGGUGUACAGAUUUUUAGUGACCUUUCUUGAAAAUCUCACUGAAGCUGGUGCCAUCUCCACUGAAGUAUUUGACAAAGUGAAGCUUCUGGUCGAACUUGUAUGCCAAAGCAACUUGUUUGAAUGUUAUACAUACACACUCUACUCUCUGUUGCUGCGUCGUCAAAAAAUUUGGGGUAACAUGGGAAAUGAGAGUGAGGGAAGUCGCAAUCCUGAUAAAAACUAGGGCAUAUCUCUUGAUAAUUACUCAAUGAACCAUGAACUUCGUACCAUUGAAUGUGCAAAGAGGAUGUUGGCAGAAAAAAAUAAUUGGCCUGCUUAUAAAGUCGGGGUGUAUGCGUGUCAAGGAGAUUGGCUGACCACGACUUUUAUAUUCAAGCAAUUAGUAUUAAAGGUUCGUUCUAAUUCCUGCAGCUGCUGGGUGAAGUCAUUAGUUCAAUUUGCUGAUUCUGAGAGGAAACUAGAGCUACUGCUAUUACCGAAACAAGGGUUAGAGACACAUAAAUUACAUCUUACCCCUUCCAAUAAUGAUUUAGGUUGCCAAGAUGCAGCGAGUAAUAUCAAGGAGCAUAUUUACAGCAAAGAGCUAGCAGCAGCUUACAAUGGUCUUUGUUCUUCUUUGGAAACAUUAAAAGUUGGUAAUGUCAAAACAGGCCACACUUCUUUUUUCCAACACUGGUUUUUGUCCUUAAGAUUGAAGGUAAUAAGGGCUGUGGUGGAUAUAGUUAAAAUUUUGGGAAACAUUCCAUUUGACCAGGACAACACUACCAAUACUGUGAAGGUCGAGAACAUAUCUUUGCAGAAAAUUAAUCAAAUAUCUCUGCAGUUGAAGAGGCUAGCACGAGAAUUUGAUCUAGUUACAACAUCUUUCAUUGACAUGGACAACAAGAGUUCAAAAAUAAUUUUGGAACUUGCAAUGAGUUGUUCGCUGUUGGCCUUCUGUACUGGAUUUGCUCUCUACAUUCCGAGCCUAACUAAAACUAUUUCUAAUAGUGGUCUGGGAAUUCUAGAGAGAGAUUUAGACGCAAUGUUGGUUCAAAAUCUAGUUGGACGGUUGGGGAACACUAACCAUGAAACCAGGAGAAAUCUAUGUCUGCUAUUGGAGCCGGGUAGAAAUCCCAUGGAUUGUUUUCACAUGCAGUCAAGAACCCAAGCAUGUAAGAUUGGUUCUAAAGCAAGGGAUAUUCUUAGUGUUUGUAAUUAUGCGGUUUCAGGGAUUGCUGGCUUGAAACGUAAGGCAAACAGAGUGCAUAAUGAGGAAGGACUAUCCCAACUACCCAAGGAUGGCUUAAAGCUUCUGUAUGACAUUCUUAUGAAAUGGAUGCAAAUCCCUUUCCGUACUGCCACGUACUUCUUUAAAUUCAGGCCUUGCCGUGGGUCAGAACUCUUCACUGUCAACGAAACUAGAAACCCAGAUGGAAUAUAUGUUUCCCCAGGCUUCAACUUGUCAUUAAAUCUGUGUCUUCAAUUAAGAAAUGUGGCACCAGAUAUUCCAGUCCGGUUUAAAAAUGUGUACUGCAUGCUCUACAGUAGCAUAUCCUUUCAGGAACCAACAGAAAGUGGAGUAAACAAUCAGCAAAAGCAAGGUACUUAUCAAGCUUGUGAAACUGAUGACAUGGUAGAGAUGAAUGACAAGCUGUUGCAGUAUGCAACAGAGUGCAGUACAAAAAAGAGUAAUAAGCGUCGAAGGGGCAACAAUGAUGGUGAGUUUGUAAAUUCGUUCUUGCGUUUCGAACUGAAUGAAAGAGGGCAAGGGUUCUCAAAUUGCUUGCUUGAUGUUUCUGCUUUUCCAGUGGGUUCUUAUAGAAUCAAAUGGCAUAGCUGUUGUAUUGAUAGCCAGGGUACUUGUUGGACCCUCCCCCAUUUGAAUUUGGGACCUGUAUUUACUGUACAUAGGUUAUAGGUUGAUUUGUUAAUAAAUUAAACCAAACUUGUAAAUGAUCUUGUUCUCUGAAUUGAUUCUACUGUAAA